This is a messenger RNA of Blastocystis hominis, 612 nucleotides long. RefSeq lists its product as hypothetical. Bases 1 to 612 code for a protein of 203 amino acids. The transcript is spliced from 3 exons. Lineage: Eukaryota; Bigyra; Opalinata; Blastocystidae. The record is from RefSeq and is a predicted model, not a curated record.
AUGGUUGAAGAAGAGAGUCCAAAGGCGAGUAAACAAGACGAGAACGCUUCCGACUCCCAAGAAGAUUCAAACAAAGAGAAGAGUGUGGAUGUGUCUGUGGAAACGGAAUGUAACACUCCUAAAAGAGAAACGGCGCCGCUAAAACGAACCAGAGGUGAAUCAUCGGUGACUAUUGUUGAUUUGGUGAAAUCCCCAAAAAGACGGAAGCAAUCCAUUGGAAGUACUCCGUUUUCUCCUUCGAGAACUCCCAUUAACGGAAGUGUGCUGGAUAUGCAAAUUGGAAAGCGUCCAGCGAAUUCCCCUCUCCCGUCACCUAAGCCGAUCGCUUUAGUCACUCCCCCUCAAUCCCCGUUGCGGCGUUUAGUGAAACGAGCCAACGAUCUGAUUCAAAAUACGAAUUCGUGCGAAAUUCUCUCUUCUCCAGGCCAUUCCAAGAGUGUUAGUACUGCUAGUCUGACCUCUCCACUGAAACCUAUGUUAUCAUCUUCAAAUUCUCGCACCAUGAUUGAUUUUGUUAAAACAGGAAACUUAGUAACGAGUUUCUCAGAACAGCUGCUUCACCCAGAGUCAUCUCCAAGUCCUACAAAAGGUCGUGUUCUUUUUCCAGAUUAG